Quercus robur (English oak) is the source of this 1971-nucleotide messenger RNA. Its product is annotated as serine hydroxymethyltransferase, mitochondrial. NCBI's taxonomy places the organism in Eukaryota, Viridiplantae, Streptophyta, Magnoliopsida, Fagales, Fagaceae. Gene Ontology annotation, biological process: folic acid metabolic process; tetrahydrofolate interconversion; L-serine catabolic process. Gene Ontology annotation, molecular function: pyridoxal phosphate binding; glycine hydroxymethyltransferase activity; cobalt ion binding. The transcript has 16 exons. Bases 193 to 1746 code for a protein of 517 amino acids. The record is from RefSeq and is a predicted model, not a curated record. Gene Ontology annotation, cellular component: cytoplasm.
GUUUGUGAAGCUAGGAGGAACCAGAGACACAGAGUGGGAUAACGAAUACAUCAGCAACCACCAAAACCAAACCUUGGGCAGCGACAAAUCCCAAGCCAAAAUCUCACCACCCCCAUAUACCACACACACACACACACAAAACGAUACAUUAACAAAGUGAGAUAGAGAGCUUUUAGAGAGAGAGAGAGAGAUAUGGCAAUGGCAAUGGCGCUUCGCAGGCUUGCCUCAUCCAUUGACAAGCCGAUUCGCCCAAUCUUCAAUGGCGGUUCCCUCUAUUACAUGUCAUCUUUGCCUAACGAGGCUGUGUACGAGAAGGAAAAAACCCGUGUCACUUGGCCGAAGCAAUUGAAUGCUCCCCUGGAGGCUGUUGAUCCCGAGAUUGCGAACAUUAUAGAGCUAGAGAAAGCUAGACAAUGGAAGGGGCUAGAACUCAUUCCCUCAGAGAACUUCACUUCUGUCUCUGUAAUGCAAGCAGUUGGAUCCGUCAUGACUAACAAAUACAGUGAAGGGUAUCCUGGUGCUAGAUACUAUGGAGGAAAUGAGUACAUUGACAUGGCAGAAUCCUUAUGCCAGAAGCGUGCUCUGGAAGCAUUUCGGUUGGAUCCAGCAAAAUGGGGAGUGAACGUGCAGCCUCUAUCUGGCUCUCCAGCCAAUUUUCAAGUUUACACUGCAUUGUUAAAACCUCAUGAUCGAAUCAUGGCACUUGAUCUUCCUCAUGGUGGGCAUCUAUCCCAUGGAUAUCAGACUGACACCAAAAAGAUAUCUGCAGUCUCUAUAUAUUUUGAGACAAUGCCAUAUCGAUUGGAUGAGAGCACUGGCUAUAUUGACUAUGACCAGUUGGAGAAAAGUGCCACACUAUUCAGACCAAAGUUGAUAGUAGCUGGUGCUAGUGCUUAUGCACGGCUAUAUGAUUAUGCACGUAUUCGUAAGGUCUGUGACAAACAGAAAGCUAUAUUGUUAGCAGAUAUGGCACACAUUAGCGGGCUGGUGGCAGCUGAUGUCAUCCCAUCUCCAUUUGAGUAUGCGGAUGUAGUGACCACCACAACUCACAAGUCACUUCGUGGGCCACGUGGAGCAAUGAUUUUCUUCAGGAAGGGGGUAAAAGAGAUUAACAAACAAGGGAAAGAGGUAUUAUAUGAUUAUGAAGACAAAGUAAAUCAGGCUGUAUUUCCUGGACUUCAAGGUGGCCCACAUAACCACACAAUUUCUGGUUUAGCAGUUGCAUUGAAACAGGCUACAACUCCAGAAUACAGAGCCUAUCAAGAGCAAGUUCUCAGCAAUUGCUCAAGAUUUGCACAGACUCUGGUUGAGAAGGGUUAUGAGCUAGUUUCUGGUGGUACUGAGAACCACCUUGUUUUGGUGAAUUUAAAGAACAAGGGUAUUGAUGGCUCCAGAGUUGAAAAGGUCUUGGAAUCUGUUCACAUUGCAGCCAACAAAAAUACUGUUCCUGGAGAUGUAUCUGCCAUGGUUCCUGGUGGCAUCAGGAUGGGAACUCCUGCUCUUACUUCUAGGGGAUUUGUUGAAGAGGAUUUUGCUAAGGUAGCAGAAUUCUUUGAUGCUUCUGUGAAGUUGGCAGUCAAGAUCAAGGCAGAAACCAAAGGAACAAAGUUGAAGGACUUCUUGGCUGUACAGUCUGCUCCUCACUUCCAAUCUGAGAUCACAAAGCUCCGCCAUGAAGUUGAGGCAUAUGCAAAGCAAUUUCCUACAAUAGGGUUUGAGAAAGAAUCCAUGAAGUACAAGGACUGAGAAAGAAAUCCUGUUGUGUUAGGCAGUACAAGCAAAAAUCAAGAGAGAGUUCCUAGUUGACAAAGGGAAGGACCAUAUGUCAAGGAUACGUAUUUAGAGCCUUAAUGUAUAAAUCCAUCAAACCAUGAUCUGGAUAUUCAUGAAUCGUAUAUAAACAUAUUAACUGAGGCUUUGCAAUGUCACAAACUAGCUUUGAUCUGAAAUGCAGCUACUUCUUUAUCCCUA